Marmota monax (woodchuck) is the source of this 537-nucleotide messenger RNA. RefSeq names its product otospiralin-like. Gene Ontology annotation, biological process: sensory perception of sound. The record is from RefSeq and is a predicted model, not a curated record. The transcript is spliced from 3 exons. Bases 37 to 309 code for a protein of 90 amino acids. NCBI's taxonomy places the organism in Eukaryota, Metazoa, Chordata, Mammalia, Rodentia, Sciuridae.
AGGUGGACCUAAGGAGUCGACUGGCUGCAACUGGGGAUGAUGGAGGCCUGCUGGAUGCUGGGGCUGGCCCUCUGCCUCCCGCUGGGGCCUCUUGCAGGGGCCAAGCCAGUGCAGGAGGGGGCAGACCCCUAUGCUGAACCUCCGGCCCUGCCCUACUGGCCCUUCUCCACCUCUGACUUCUGGAACUACGUGCAGUACCUGCAGAGCCUGGGUGCCUACCCACAGCUGGAGGACCUGGCCCGCACCUUCUUUGCCCACUUCCCCCUGGGGAGCACCCUGGGCUUCCACGUCCCCUACCAGGAGGACUGACGCCUGCCUGACUGCACUGCCCUUGCCUUGGGGUGACCCAUAGCCAUGGUGGGGUGGGGGUCUGGUGGCUUCACACCAGUAAACCUCCCACUGAAGAGGCAGCACAGGCCAUGGGGUGCCACAGGCCAGGGACACACUCUGACCCACCCCACAGCUGCACACUGCUCUAUUGUCUCCCCAGCUAACCUGGCUGGCUCUGAUCCCUGGGGACUCUGCUUUAAUAAAUGU